CCUUCUGCCGUGAAAAAGGAAGAUGAGAGUCCGCAGCGGAGCUCCGACACCGAGCCGAACCUGAGCACUCACAGCGGGAUGGAGGCAGAGCACAGCCCGAGCUCCGCUGCUGCUCCCCGGCCUUGAACGAGUCACGUCCCCCGCUGGAGCCGCCGAGCCCGGAGGAGCGGCGGGUGGAGCUGCAGUCUGCCAAGCCGAGCCGAGCCAAGCCUUGCCGAGCCGUGCUGAACUGAGCAGAGCUGAGCCGAACCGUGGUGAGCUGCCGUCCUCUCCCGCCCCGAUAACGAUGCUGAGCUAGCUGCUGGACUGAAGCCUCGACUGAAACCACACCUAUCUGUCCUGUCCACCUCUCAGUGACCCUUCAGCAUGGAGCGCUCCGGCAGCAUCCAGCUUGACAUCCCCGACUUCAGUAACUCAGUUCUGUCACACCUGAACCAGCUGCGAGUUCAGGGCCGGCUCUGUGACAUUGUGGUCAACGUUCAGGGUCAGAGCUUCCGGGCACACAAGGUUGUCCUUGCCGCCAGCUCGCCAUACUUCCGUGACCACAUGUCUCUGAGCCAGAUGAGCACCGUAUCACUGACCGUCAUCCGUAACCCAUCGGUGUUUGAGCAGCUGCUGUCCUUCUGCUACACGGGUCGUCUCUGCCUGCAACUUGCUGACAUCAUCAGUUACCUGACUGCCGCCAGCUUCCUGCAAAUGCAGCACAUCAUCGACCGCUGCACCCAGAUCCUGGAGGGCAUCCACCUGAAGAUCAGUCUGGCUGACAUGGAAGAGGAGCCAUCGGAGGAUGCAAUACGAGUGACUAGGGGCAACCGCACCCUGGAGACGAUUGUGCGAGCAGGUGGUCACCAUGCCACCCUGCGGCUUCUUGGUCCCCGAGGAGCAGAGGCGUGUGAGGCUAUCAGUCCUGUGGAGGAGCCCCUCAGCCCCCCACCCACUGUGGAGCACAGUGGACUGGAGGGUCCUGAGGCCACGGCCAUCAGAGUGGGCAAAGAACCAAUCCUUCGCAUCAACCGGGCCGGUCAGUGGUACGUGGAAACGAGCAGUGAGCCAGAGCGGAGCGGCAGUGCGGAGGAGAGUGGGGGCAUGGAGCGAGUUAGGAUCAAGACGGAGAGGAUGGAGGACUGGAUCGGGGCAGGGGAGCACCAGGAGGAGGUCGGGGCAGGAGAAGAGGGGACCACCGUAAUGAUCGACACCUCAGGACGCAGCACGCUGGUGACGGGGCCAGUGAGUGCACUCGGAGCCCGGAGCAGUCAACCGUCCUCCAGCUUCAGUGAAACGGACAGGUUCAGUCCCACUGGCAGCGUGGUCGUCCUGGCGGAGCGUCAAAGAGCCAAGAGCGAGUCUCCCAGCAGGGCGGACGAGCUGAGACAGUCCAGCUCUCAGGGGGAGGAACAUGCUGCGUUUGACAUGGGGGGCUAUGAAGACUACCUGAGGGAGCAGGUAGGAGACCGCUGGUUCCGCUAUAACCCCAGGCUCACCUGCAUCUACUGCUGCAAGUCCUUCAACCAGAAAGGAAGCCUGGACCGCCACAUGCGCCUGCACAUGGGGAUCACACCGUUCGUCUGCCGCAUCUGUGGGAAGAAGUACACCCGUAAGGACCAGCUGGAGUACCACAUCCGCAAGCACACUGGCAACAAGCCCUUCCACUGCCACGUCUGCGGCAAGAGCUUCCCCUUCCAGGCCAUCCUGAACCAGCACUUCCGCAAGAACCACCCGGGCUGCGCCCCCCAGGAGGCUCACAGCGCUUCCCCCGAGACCACCACCACCUCCAUCACAUCCAGGGGAGGCCCCAGUGAUGAGGCUUCCCCCAGCCAGGAGGAUCCUGAAGGUGGGGGCAGUGGAGCUGGAAGCAGCAGCGGUGGGGGCCAGUACAGCGAGGGUCCCCAGGCCUCGGUCUCCACCACGGGGCCUGAUUGACCCCAAGAGGAGGAAAUGUGAAGGGUUCGGGUGAGGGUAGGGGUAGGCAGACACGGAGGGCCCAGCUGACCCUGAUGUCCCUGAACCAACAGGAAACUGAACCGAACAACCGAGCGAACACCUCAGAGUCCGAACUGAGAUUUUCCCGCUUUAAACCGCAUCUACCUUCACAAACCAAACGGAAACGAUUAAGCUAAAAAUGAAGAAAUGCCACACACUCCAACAACCUCAUACACCACACAGUGGUCCUCGUUUGCCUCCGUCAACUUUAUGUUACAGAUUUCUACUUUUAUAUUACAGCUUCUAUUAUUACAGGUUAUUAUUGCUACAGGUUAUUAUUACAGGUUCACAAUGCAGCAUCACAACAGUCUGUCUGGUGGAAACUUGCCAAACUACUCAGUGCCAGUUUUACACAUCAAUCCUUUAUUUUUGCCUUGAGACAAUCUGGAGCAGCGAGAUUACCUACAAUAAUCCUGCGCGCUCUUUAAGUGCCAUCGUGGCAUGAAAAGAUUUAGUUGCACAAAAAGGUUCAAUGAGAAAACCACGACUGUUAGAGACCUGUUCCAGUGUGAUCACAGCCUCGAAACUUUAGCGCCGUUAAACAUACAGACUGAAUUUCUGAACAGGUGUGGUAGACUCUCAUUCCAGCGUAGAUGAUGGUCUCACACUUCACGCCUUCACACUACCUAAGUCUGUUCUAAAUCCUCGAAUUCAACAGAAGAUACCUCUGAGUCCUGAUCCCUCGGGUUCCCCAAAUGGUUCAUUUUCAACAUCCUGGACCAUCUGCAUAUAUUUAUCCUAGAGGGUGCCAAAACUAUUACGCAGAGAAUAUUUCCUCUAUGAUUCGUAGAGACGGUACUGUGCAGAACUUUUAGGCAUGUUUGGGCCAAAAACUGAGGCUGAGGUAAGGUGUAGAUGUGGCGAGUAAUGGGGCUUUUCCACAAUGGCUUAUGGUCGCACUGAUCCAAACUGCACCAAGCAGUGCUGAUUUACUUUUUCAUAACCAGUUUGGCCGUGCCAGACUACACUGAGCCUCCAAGCGUGCUGUGGUGACAUCACAGCAGUUUUUCAUUAUUUGGGGAUGCGUUGCAGACGUGUUUAAGUAGCAACUGCUGCACUAAACUUUGAAAUACCUCGGGACAGCAGCAGGGACAGGCGUGACAGCUAAACCAAACAGUGCAUCUUCUUCUUCUGGCAAAACAAAACAGUGCUUACUGAAGCGCACCUACAUCGACUCAAAACACUGCAUCAUCAGCUCUAGCUGCAAACUCAGACAGGUAGCUCGGUUGUGGUGGAAAAGCAAAUCCCCUGCUCUACUGGGCUGCUGUGCCGAGUCAAAUCAAAUAGAGCCAAGCUACUCUAUCUAGUGGAAAAGCCCCAUAAGCCGCUUGAGGGCACCAAUAGAUGGGAAGGAGGAUUUACGCUACCCCAGUCAUCCUCUAGAUGUCCUUGCAUAUUACCAGGGGCAUGGGAAAAUAAUCUUUUGGAAAAAAUAACAAAGCCCAGACCUUUAUGACUGAGUAAGGGGUGGGUGUGGCGAGAGAGCACUGCCUAGGGUACCGUCCCCGCGGGGAGUAGGGUCCCUGGGGUAUCACUAGGGGUGAAAAGGCCCUGAUAAAAGAGAUGCCAUCGAGCUUGGCUUUGGCUGUUGAGUGACAGACUUGGAUGUAUUAAGCCUGACUCUCGCUACUGCCCACCCCUUUAUCUCCAGCCCCAGUUGUGGCACAUCGGUCUGGGAUGAAUCCUAUAUGCCUAAAACGUAUGCACAUGACUGUGUAUCAGUUACAUCCCCAAAAUGUUGACCAUCUUGAGCCCAUGGUGACCUCUUAGAUUUUGUAGUUUCUCCCAUCUGAAGUUACUGAGGAAGUCGGGGUUCUGUUUAUCUUCACACUAAAUUAACAUGAUAGACAACAUCUAUAACUAAACUUUUGGAGCUUAGAAAGACAUAUUUCAGAUAUACUGUAAAAAAUACACUAAAAAUACACUAACCAGUAAGUUCAAAUGUGAUGUCAGUGUUUGAAAUGUGUUCUCUGAAUGGGAGCUCUCAUUUAGGAAAAGAACUUGGUAAUCUAACUGUGAGGCCGCCCUUCUAUUGGAGCUCGAGUCGUGAUGGCCUGCACUAGGGUUGUCAUGAUAUCAGAAUUUUACACUUAAAUACAACUCUAGUAAAAAUAUAACAAUGCUAUUUCCUUAAGGUGCCUCAGUAACAAAAGCAGAAGUCCUAGAAACCCAAUAUUGAGUAAUUUUCCUGGUUUUAAAUCCUAAAAGCUGGAAGAAAACCUUCACACAGUCUAAAGUGUGCAUAAACAUUGGCAAGAUCUAAUGGAGUUGAGCUAAAUUAUGAAUCCGUUUAAAUUGUACUUUUAUGUGACCUUGAGAUAUUGUCCUCACACUUAAAAAGACAUGAUCUUUCAGAAUUUUCCCAUUUCUGAGCUUGGCUGUUGUUCUUUUCCCAAAUAGUAUUUUCCCCCUCAUAACUUUGAUUUAAGCAGCUAUAUCCCAGUCGUUGCUAUCUUUCAAGGCCCACUGAGCGACUGCUAGAGAGGGAAGGAUUUCAAGGCAAUUGUACCCAGGUAAAAGUGCAGUUAUUUAGGUUAAAAUCAGAGGUGGAAAGUAAUGAAUUACAUUUACUCAAACUGCUGUGAUAGA
Molecule: messenger RNA, 4569 nt
Organism: Cheilinus undulatus (humphead wrasse)
Lineage: Eukaryota; Metazoa; Chordata; Actinopteri; Labriformes; Labridae
Gene: zbtb37
Product: zinc finger and BTB domain containing 37
Exons: 4
Coding region: 367-1920 (517 amino acids)
Biological process (GO): regulation of transcription by RNA polymerase II
Molecular function (GO): RNA polymerase II cis-regulatory region sequence-specific DNA binding; protein binding; DNA-binding transcription factor activity, RNA polymerase II-specific
Source: RefSeq, a predicted model, not a curated record